CCGGCGAUCGCGAAAGCUCGCGGUCGCUCCGAGGCGCGCGCCUGCGAUCAUCGCUGGCUCCGUUUACCUGAGGGACCCGCGGCCGCCUCCGGCCGGCGCCGCAGCCCCCCGGGAGCCCGGCCCCGAGGUGUGAGAUAUUUCAAUCAAAGGAAGAAAUAGCUCUUCUCCUAAGAUGGAAUCUGUUGUUUGGGAAUGUGGUUGAUCAACUUGACACGUUGGCCAAAUUGUGCCCGAUGUAAUAAAAUGAAAAGAAGAGGCAAGAUGAUGUCAUUUUCCCAUAUUGUGAAACCAAAACAAAUGCCUUUUGUGAGACCAAGCUAACAAACCUCUGACGGUGCAAAGAGUAUUUCUGUUUGAAGAACUUAACAGUAAGGUAGAAGAAGUACUUUCAAGCUGAGACCUGCAGGUGUACAAAGAUCUAAAAUACAUAUUGAGUAGGCCUGAUCAUCUGAAUCUCAUUCAAUCAAGGAAGCAUGGCUAUGAGUUGGAUCGUCUUCUACCUGUGGCCCUUGACUAUGUUUGUGGGCCAUAUAGGUGGGCACAGUUUGUUUUCUUGUGAGCCUAUUACCUUGAGGAUGUGCCAAGAUUUGCCUUAUAACACUACCUUCAUGCCCAAUCUUCUGAAUCAUUAUGACCAACAGACGGCAGCUUUAGCAAUGGAGCCAUUCCACCCUAUGGUGAAUUUGGAUUGCUCUCGGGAUUUCCGGCCAUUUCUCUGUGCGCUCUAUGCUCCUAUUUGUAUGGAAUACGGACGUGUCACACUUCCCUGCCGUAGACUCUGUCAGCGGGCUUACAGUGAGUGUUCGAAGCUCAUGGAGAUGUUUGGUGUUCCUUGGCCUGAAGAUAUGGAAUGCAGUAGGUUCCCAGAUUGUGAUGAGCCGUAUCCUCGGCUGGUGGACCUGAAUUUAGCUGGCGAUCCUACUGAAGGAGCCUCAGUGGCAGUGCAGAGGGACUAUGGCUUUUGGUGUCCCCGAGAGUUGAAAAUUGAUCCUGAUCUUGGCUAUUCCUUUCUGCACGUGCGUGAUUGUUCACCUCCUUGUCCAAAUAUGUACUUUAGGAGAGAAGAGCUUUCAUUUGCUCGGUAUUUCAUAGGAUUGAUCUCAAUCAUUUGCCUCUCUGCCACAUUGUUUACUUUUUUAACUUUUUUGAUUGAUGUGACAAGAUUCCGUUAUCCUGAAAGACCCAUUAUAUUUUAUGCUGUCUGCUACAUGAUGGUGUCAUUAAUUUUCUUUAUUGGGUUUUUGCUUGAGGACCGAGUCGCCUGCAAUGCAUCCAGCCCUGCACAGUAUAAGGCUUCCACAGUGACCCAAGGAUCUCAUAACAAAGCCUGUACCAUGCUUUUUAUGGUACUCUAUUUUUUUACUAUGGCUGGCAGCGUUUGGUGGGUGAUUCUUACCAUCACGUGGUUCUUGGCAGCUGUGCCAAAGUGGGGUAGUGAAGCUAUUGAGAAGAAAGCCUUGCUGUUUCAUGCCAGUGCGUGGGGCAUCCCUGGAACUCUGACCAUCAUCCUUUUAGCGAUGAAUAAAAUUGAAGGUGACAAUAUCAGUGGCGUGUGUUUUGUUGGCCUCUACGAUGUUGAUGCCUUGAGGUAUUUUGUUCUUGCACCCCUCUGCCUGUAUGUGGUAGUUGGGGUUUCACUCCUUUUAGCCGGCAUUAUAUCCCUAAACAGAGUGCGAAUUGAGAUUCCAUUAGAAAAGGAGAACCAAGAUAAACUGGUGAAGUUUAUGAUCCGGAUUGGUGUUUUCAGCAUUCUGUAUCUCGUACCACUCUUGGUUGUAAUUGGAUGCUACUUUUAUGAGCAAGCUUACCGCGGCAUCUGGGAAACAACGUGGAUACAAGAACGCUGCAGAGAAUAUCACAUUCCAUGUCCAUAUCAGGUUACUCAAAUGAGUCGUCCAGAUCUGAUUCUCUUUCUGAUGAAAUACCUGAUGGCUCUCAUAGUUGGUAUUCCUUCCAUUUUUUGGGUUGGAAGCAAAAAGACUUGCUUUGAAUGGGCCAGUUUUUUCCACGGUCGUAGGAAAAAAGAGAUAGUGAAUGAGAGCCGACAGGUACUCCAGGAACCUGAUUUUGCUCAGUCCCUCCUGAGGGAUCCAAAUACUCCUAUCAUAAGGAAAUCAAGAGGAACUUCCACUCAAGGGACAUCCACACACGCUUCUUCAACGCAGCUGGCCAUGGUGGAUGACCAGAGGAGCAAAGCAGGAAGUGUCCACAGCAAAGUGAGCAGCUACCACGGCAGCCUCCACAGGUCCCGUGAUGGCAGGUACACUCCCUGCAGUUACAGAGGAAUGGAGGAGAGACUACCUCAUGGCAGCAUGUCACGACUUACAGAUCACUCCAGGCACAGUAGUUCCCAUCGGCUCAAUGAACAGUCACGACAUAGCAGCAUCAGAGAUCUCAGUAAUAAUCCUAUGACUCACAUCACACAUGGUACCAGCAUGAAUCGGGUUAUUGAAGAAGAUGGAACCAGUGCUUAAAUUGUCCUGUCUAAGGUGGAAAAUUUGUGCUGUUUAAAAAGCAGAUUUUAUUCUUUGCCUUUGCAUGACUGAUUGCUAUAACUCACUGUUAAGAUGCUUUCAGUCAGGUGCAGAUUGUGUCCAUUGAAAAGUAAAUUUUUGCUUUUUAUAUUGCAUCAAACUUAGAACCUCAAGGCAUCCAAAAUGCUAAGAAUGAUAUCAUCACAUAAAUAAUUCUUAUUUCUAGGUUAUGAAGAAAUAAUUAUUUGUCUGGUAAGCAUUUUUAUAAACCCACUUGUUUUAUAUUUGGAAAAAUCCUAAAUGUAUGGUGACUGCUUUAUAGUGAACUUUCAUAUAAUAUCAACUAGUUGUGAGGUAGCAUUCUGGUAGUUCUGUUAAUAAAACAAAAUUUCAGAAUUAAAGAAAUUUUCUAUGCAAGGUUUAUUUCUCAGAUGAAUAGUAGGACUUUGUAAUUUACUUUCCACUAAGUGAAAAAGAACUGUGUUUUUAAACUGUAGGAGAAUUUGAUAAAUCAGCAAGGGUAUUUUAGCUAAUAGAAUAUAAAAUCAACUGAAGAAUCUGAUUAGUCUACUGAAGACUCUUUUGAAAUUCUGUCAAAAUAGUCUUUAUCCAGAGAAAUACAGGAGUAGGAUUAGCAACAGAGUAAAAGCAGAGAUGGGCAUUUUUUUCUCAGUAAUUGUGCUGUUUUUAUUACUUUUGUAAAUAUUACUUUUACUGGCUGUGUUUUUAUAUUGAUAACUUAUCCAUAUGCAUGACAGAAAAUUUUUACUUUUAGCCAUUUUUUCCCAUGUAGUAGUUUUGAUUUGUAGAGAACUUCAUGUUCAGAUAUGUUCUAUGGAAGCAUGUAAUAAGAUAAGCAUCACACAGUGUAAGCCUUUUUGUAGUAACCAUAGUUAAAAAACAGCAAAGUGUUUCCUCUGUAUCUGUUACUGUGUUUUUUGCAGUGAGAUGUAAUCUUGCCAAAGCCGCCAGAUGUUGGUAUCCAGACCCCUCCUAUCAGUGGACUUAUUGUUCGCACUCGCAUUGCCCAGUAGCCAAUAAGCUACAGCUUUUGCCCCACACCCCUAUCUUCAGAUUCUGGGUCAUUCUUGUUUACAGCUGAAAUAUAUAUAUAACCCAAGUCCACAGUGGUGAUUAAUUUGGGAUAUUUGAAAUUCAUUGUAGCAUGAAUUAGUCCUGCUGUGAAGUAUCUUUUAACUUUAAAAAUAUCAAUUCAAAAAUCUUUGACAUUUGUCUUGUAAUAUUUAAAUAACUUCUAAUAAAAAUUGUAAACUUUAUUAGGCAUGAUAAUGAUCGUAAGGGAAAGAAAAAUUCUGGAAAAUGCUGGAUGUAUUAUGUAGACAAGCAUAUUUAAACAAGCCAUCCUCAACCCUGACUACAGAUAAGAAUCAUUCGGGCAAUGCCUGACUCCUUCCUCUCAUUGAGAUGAGGACUGGUAGUUUUAUAAAAAGCUUCCCCAGUGAUUCUAAUCUGCUGCAGGCCUGACUGCAGGCUGUUUGAAAGUAACUUGCCCCUGCUGACAAUGUGAUGGCAUCAUGUUAUAUCAUGUGAAAACCUAGCUGGACUCAGUGUUAGGCUUUUAUAUCCUUUACCUGAUUGAUCUACAACUGGAAUUCUGGACCCCACUCCUAAAAAUCUGUGCUCAGUAAGUCAAAGAUGAUGGUAGGACUUUAAAAAUCUGUCGUCAUAAAAAUACUAAUAUCAUAGGUGAUUCUUAUGCAGAUAUCCAAGAAUCAAACUUUAAAAAAUAUUCUAGACUCCAGAGAGGUCUGGCUUUGCCAUGUGCUAGUUUUUGACCUUUUACAAGUUAAUUUCUCUGAGCCUCAGUUCCCUUGUUUUUGAAUGAAGAUAGAAAAUAAAUACCUACCUCACAAAAUUGUCAAUAAGUAUCAGACAAAAAAUCAUAUGAAAGCUGAAAGCUCUUUGAAAACUUUAGUGUUAUGAACUAGAGGGAUUAAGAUUAUUGAGGACUUAGGAUAUUUGUUUGAGGGCUACCGUAGUACAGUCUUUGACAUGUGUUUGAAUUCAUGUGGACUUUUUCCUCUCCUUCUUUAAAACAAAAUGUACCAAGAAAUUUGGUGUUGGAAAAGCUUUCAUCAGGCACAGAAGUCAGUUUUCUGAUAAUAAUAAUUUGUUUGCCUGUCAUUUUUUUUCUUUCAAAGUACAUAUUUCUUAAUAUUUAUUAUUCUUCAUAAGAUAUUUGAACAUUUGGCUCAAAUGCUUUACUUUUUCCUCCAUCCUCAUUGUCUUUCUCCUUGAAACUGGAGUUAAUACUCAAGACAAGCAGAGUCUGAAUUCCCUCACAUGUGACAGUCGACCUUUACUCUGAAGAUCAAAUUGGUAACAACUCAUUUAUAAAUAAAUCUAAUUCAUGAGGCUUUUGUCUGAGGAUUUCUCCUGAGAACAGCAUAAAAGACCAAAACAAACAUUCAGACACAAAAGUAAGUUAGCAGAGAAGGUACCAGUUUGAGCUUAAAGAUGCUGUCAUUCAUUGCCAUCUGCAUUAUAUCAUCCAUUGCCAGAAUGUUAAUUGGUUUCUUUGUGGGCCAAGUAUAGACAGUUAAGUGAACAUCAAUGUGAAAAUCUUAACCCUGUGCUUCCUGAUUUUUAAAUAUUCAUUUGUAUCUUCUCUAUUAAACUGUUGAUAUAUUUGUAAAUGCUUUAUUGGCCUUUCAGUUACUUUCACUAUCUUAGUUUUGCUUCACAGAAUUUACUUGAUAUUGUUAAUCUGUCGUUUUAAAUAACAGUAUUUAGUUUGGGUUGUCUUAUUUAUCAAACUAGUGCUCUGAAUUAAGACUUUUUUCUUUAAAGAGACAGUUGAAGAACUACAGCAAAACAACAAUUUCAAGUCUCAACUAGCUUAAACCAACUUGAACAAGUCUGGACAGCUUUCUUAGCAUAUGUUUAAUUUGUGUUGUGAUUGGCAGAUGAUAAUGUUUAGUAUUUUAUUUGUUCAGUUGACAACUGAGAAAAUAAUAGUUCUCUCUAAAAUGUUAACAUAUAACCAAAAAGUUUUCGAAAAGUACUCUGAUUUCAGCAAUAUUGUAUUGGAUUUUUUCAGUGAUUAAAGCAAACAAUUCAAAACAAUGUUAAGCUCGAAACAAUAAUUAGUUUCAAAGAACAGUUAAUAACUCAGCAACUAGAAGAGGGCAUGGUAGGUUUUCAAUUAAAAUAUUUAAAUAAAUGAAUGUUAUGCAACUCACUUUAGUCAUGAUAGUCUCAGUUUAAAGAACUUUGAAGAAUCUAAAUUUAAGCUAAGUAAAAUGAGUCUCUGCUUUACCGGAAUAAUAUGUGGCAAGUAAUAAUCGAUGAAUUGCACCAAAUAAAGUUUAUUUCUCCUAGAGUAACAGUAUAUAUUACUAUUUUAAUUAAAUAUAUAUACAAACUUAUACUAAUACUUUAUAUUAAUUUUAAAAGGUGAACAGCAGUUUUUAGAAGUAAGUAGGUUCUUCUUGGUUUUAUGUGAAAUUAGAUCUUUGUAUACUAGUUGGGUGAAUGAAUAUUCAAGUAAACCUUUAUUAUUGAUGAUUUUCUUUUUCUAAAACUGUUUCUUGGAGCAGAUUUAAGA
Messenger RNA from Dama dama (fallow deer), 6042 nucleotides. It is a transcript of the gene FZD3, whose product is annotated as frizzled class receptor 3. The record is from RefSeq and is a predicted model, not a curated record. The transcript is spliced from 7 exons. Gene Ontology annotation, cellular component: plasma membrane. Gene Ontology annotation, molecular function: Wnt receptor activity; Wnt-protein binding. Bases 474 to 2474 code for a protein of 666 amino acids. Lineage: Eukaryota; Metazoa; Chordata; Mammalia; Artiodactyla; Cervidae. Gene Ontology annotation, biological process: non-canonical Wnt signaling pathway; canonical Wnt signaling pathway.